Molecule: messenger RNA, 1765 nt
Organism: Bubalus bubalis (water buffalo)
Lineage: Eukaryota; Metazoa; Chordata; Mammalia; Artiodactyla; Bovidae
Product: elongation factor 1-alpha 1-like
Exons: 1
Coding region: 79-1467 (462 amino acids)
Biological process (GO): translational elongation; translation
Molecular function (GO): GTP binding; GTPase activity; translation elongation factor activity
Source: RefSeq, a predicted model, not a curated record
AAGGAGAAUGGCUUUUUCGCAACGGGUUUGCCGCCAGGACACAGGUGUCGUGAAAACCACCGUUAAACCUAAGCCAAAAUGGGAAAGGAGAAGACCCACAUCAACAUCGUUGUCAUUGGGCACGUAGAUUCAGGGAAGUCUACCACGACUGGCCAUCUGAUCUACAAAUGUGGCGGGAUCGACAAGAGAACAAUUGAAAAGUUCGAGAAGGAGGCUGCCGAGAUGGGAAAGGGCUCCUUCAAAUAUGGCUGGGUCUUGGACAAACUUAAAGCUGAACGUGAGCGUGGUAUCACCAUUGAUAUCUCCCUGUGGAAAUUUGAGACCAGCAAGUACUAUGUUACCAUCAUUGAUGCCCCAGGACACAGAGACUUCAUCAAAAACAUGAUUACAGGCACAUCCCAGGCUGACUGUGCUGUCCUGAUUGUUGCUGCUGGUGUUGGUGAAUUUGAAGCCGGUAUCUCCAAGAAUGGGCAGACCCGUGAGCAUGCCCUUCUGGCUUAUACCCUGGGUGUGAAACAACUAAUUGUUGGCGUUAACAAAAUGGAUUCCACUGAGCCACCCUAUAGCCAGAAGAGAUACGAAGAAAUUGUUAAGGAAGUCAGCACCUACAUUAAGAAAAUUGGCUACAACCCCGACACAGUAGCAUUUGUGCCAAUUUCUGGCUGGAAUGGUGACAACAUGCUGGAGCCAAGUGCUAAUAUGCCAUGGUUCAAGGGAUGGAAAGUCACCCGUAAGGACGGCAAUGCCAGUGGAACCACCCUGCUUGAAGCUCUGGAUUGCAUCCUGCCACCAACUCGCCCAACUGACAAACCCUUGCGUUUGCCUCUCCAGGAUGUCUAUAAAAUUGGUGGUAUUGGUACUGUCCCUGUGGGUCGUGUGGAGACUGGUGUUCUCAAACCUGGCAUGGUGGUCACCUUUGCUCCAGUCAAUGUAACAACUGAAGUGAAGUCUGUAGAAAUGCACCAUGAAGCAUUGAGUGAAGCCCUUCCUGGGGACAAUGUGGGCUUCAAUGUCAAGAACGUGUCUGUCAAAGAUGUCCGUCGUGGCAAUGUGGCUGGUGACAGCAAAAAUGAUCCACCCAUGGAAGCUGCUGGCUUCACAGCUCAGGUGAUUAUUUUGAACCAUCCAGGCCAAAUCAGUGCUGGAUAUGCACCUGUGCUGGAUUGUCACACAGCUCACAUUGCUUGCAAGUUUGCUGAGCUGAAGGAGAAGAUUGAUCGUCGUUCUGGGAAAAAGCUGGAAGAUGGCCCUAAAUUCUUGAAAUCUGGUGACGCUGCCAUUGUUGAUAUGGUUCCUGGCAAGCCCAUGUGUGUCGAGAGCUUCUCUGAUUAUCCUCCCCUGGGCCGUUUUGCUGUGCGUGACAUGAGACAGACAGUCGCUGUGGGUGUCAUCAAAGCAGUGGACAAGAAGGCAGCUGGAGCUGGCAAGGUCACCAAGUCUGCCCAGAAAGCUCAGAAGGCUAAAUGAAUAUUAUCCCCAAUACCUGCCACCCCAGUCUUAAUCAGUGGUGGAAGAACGGUCUCAGAACUGUUUGUCUCAAUUGGCCAUUUAAGUUUAAUAGUAAAAGACUGGUUAAUGAUAACAAUGCAUCGUAAAACCUUCAGAAGGAAAGGAGAAUGUUUUUGUGGACCAUAUGUUUUGUGUGUGGCAGUUUAAGUUAUUAGUUUUUUAAAAUCAGUACUUUUUAAUGAAAACAACUUGACCAAAAAUCUGUCACAGAAUUUGAGACCCAUUAAAAAAAGUUUAAUGAGAAAAAAAAAAAAAA